UCUCAGCUUAGUUUGGCCACGUUCUUUUCGGGUUGCGACCACUUAGACAGGACGCUUGAAAUGGACGCGUUCCUGGUGGCAAAGAAUGAGUUGCGUGAGGCGCAAGCGAAUGUUCGCUCCAAGCAAUCAGUCCAGGACAUCCUUGAUUCCCAAGAGGAACUUGAUUGGGCCCGGCAACCUGAUGCACAAGGAGCCAGCGAUGAAGCUGCCACGCAAAUAUAUAUGGCAGCGACCCAGCCUGACCCCGCAGAGCUUGAGGAGGAAGUUGACCGCGAACUUGAGCAGCUUGAGUUGGAAGAACAAAUACAACAAGAAGAACAGGACGCUCAGCGCAGAGAAGCGCAGCAGCAGAAGCAGCAGCAGCAGGCAGCGCGACAGGAGCAGGAAGUGCAGCAGCAGCAGCAGCAGCAGCAAGCAGAUGCUCAAGCGCAACACAGCAACCCUACAGUGCCAGGCAAGCGCAGCGCUUGCAAAACUGCUUCCAAGCCAAAGCCUGCAUCAAACCAAAAGCAGAGCCGAAGAGAAAGCCCACAACGGAAAGCGAUGAAGAUGAAAUGCACCGCUUGGAACAGGAAAAUGAACAACUGCUGCAACAGAUCAAAGCCGAAGAGGACCGCCGUCACAAGAAACAACAGCUGCUAGAACAAAACACGGCCCUGCAAAAGAAACUGGAGGCGCUCAGGGCGGUUAACACAGCAGGCGCUUCAGCCUCGGGACUGCCGCAAGCCCCACAGCCACCGCUGCAGAGAUCACAGGCAAAGCCGCUUGCACCUCCAGCGCCACCGGCGCCACCUGCGCCACCUGCGCCACCUGCGCCACCUGUGCAGCCUGCCGCGCAGGCAGAAGCCCCUAGCGCGUCCCUGGCGCAAACCACGCCGACGAUGCAGAGCACUGUCUCUGCAACCCCGCCAGCCACCACGGCCCCGGCAGCUGCCGCUGCAGUCACUGCGCCGAGCCCGGCCACUUCCACGCCCACGCCCACUUCAGCUCCCUCGGCCGGGGAUGAGGAGCGCGGCACCACUGCAGCCCUCCAGUCGCUGCGCAGGGCAUGCUCCAACCCAGCUCGUGCGUCGUUUGAGAUGAUGCGCGCUUUCCACUCCAAGGGCCAGAAGCGGAAAGAACUCUUGAUGAAAUGGAUCAGCUCAGGCCAAGACAUUUGCAAAUGCACCGUUGAGAUCGUCAAGUCCGAGACCCACGAGGAGAAGUCUGAGAUUCUCACCGGCUGGCUGACUGACGAGCAGGUUUUGUCGCAUUAUUGCGGCAAUGCUGCCAAAGCCGACCAAGCCAAGAAGGAAGCGCAUGCUGCUGGGCGUGUGCAAUCCGAUCCCAAUGUCAGCGGGUACUUUGUGUACCGUCUUGUCACUGCCAUGAGUGACACUGACAGCCACCGGAAGUCCGACACCACGACGCUCAAGGUUGUUCCUCUCUGUGAUGACACGCGGCCUGAAGCCCGUGCGCUGUUUUCGGAGCUGCGGACCGGCAAGGAGGAGACGCUGGCCAUUGAGGACCGCCGUGCGGAGGCCAAGAAGCCUGCCAAGAAGAAGGACCAAGGCCCUGUCAAGGCUGGUAAGAAGACCAAGAAAAGUUCCCAGGGCGGCAAUCCGCCAGCCAUCUGGGACUUGGCCCGAGUGCGUCCCGCCGACGUAAAGUCUGGAGCUGCCAUUCCUGUAGUUGACAGGGGUGAGACACGGCGGCUUUGCCAGCAGCACGUGCUCUCCAAGGCCGCGUCGUACGGCAAGCUGACGGUUCGCGUGAAAGACCACCAGGAGACAAAAGACUCCUUGAAGUCGCUGUCUGAAGCGAAAGAGGUCUUGGAAAAUGCUUGGAAGGCCGUGGCAGGCAUGCAGGAUGAUGCUCCCGAAGAGACAUGGGGAAACAAUCUGAAGGCGCUGGGCCAAGCUUACUUGCAUUUUUGCGACAAAGAGGACUUUGUGACUGGCUGCGCGCGUGUGCUUGAGAGCCGUAGCCGGCUCGGCUGAGUGGCUAGGGAAAC
Molecule: messenger RNA, 1993 nt
Organism: Effrenium voratum
Lineage: Eukaryota; Dinophyceae; Suessiales; Symbiodiniaceae
Source: the annotation of a GenBank genome assembly